Molecule: messenger RNA, 924 nt
Organism: Lampris incognitus (smalleye Pacific opah)
Lineage: Eukaryota; Metazoa; Chordata; Actinopteri; Lampriformes; Lampridae
Gene: adat2
Product: adenosine deaminase tRNA specific 2
Exons: 7
Coding region: 234-818 (194 amino acids)
Biological process (GO): tRNA wobble adenosine to inosine editing
Cellular component (GO): nucleus; cytoplasm
Molecular function (GO): tRNA-specific adenosine-34 deaminase activity; zinc ion binding
Source: RefSeq, a predicted model, not a curated record
CGGAGCCGAGGUGUGGUCACGUCUCCGGCGCAAGUACGGCAGCGGUAGCGGCGUGUAGCGGGUAGCGGGAGGAAGGCGGCUGUCGCUGUGUGGUAUUAUCUGUGUCCCGGUUCAGCGGCCGGCCGGAUCCGUCGAAGGCCACGGCUGUCAACUGUGGCCUUCGUUUGUCAGAAAUGUGAAGGAGAGGGAGGACAGCGGCAUGGCGAGGACGCAAGGAGUGGAGGUGACGAAGGAUGGGAACAAAAAAGCUACUGGGACGGUGUCGCUGUAGAGUCGCUAUGACGACGGAGAGGGGAGGUUUUCAUCCAGCCGAUGAGGAAAUUCAGCGGUGGAUGGCCAGUGCAUUUGAGAUGGCUGGAGAUGCUCUGGAGAACGGAGAGGUGCCCGUGGGUUGUCUCAUGGUCUACAGCGGCGAGGUCGUGGGCAGGGGAAGAAAUGAAGUCAACGAGAGCAAAAAUGCUACUCGCCACGCAGAGAUGGUGGCCCUGGACCAGCUGAUGGAUUGGUGUCGUCAUAGAAACCUAGAGCUGAAGGGCGUGUGUGAGCGAACGGUUCUUUACGUCACCGUGGAGCCGUGCAUCAUGUGUGCCGGAGCUCUGCGCCUGCUCAAUAUCCCAGUUGUUGUUUAUGGUUGUGGGAACGAGAGGUUUGGAGGUUGUGGUUCUGUGUUGGACAUUUCAGCCGCUCAUUUACCCCAUACUGGAACCACCUUUAAGUGUGUGCCGGGUUACAGAGCAGAGGAAGCUGUGGAGAUGCUGAAGACGUUUUACAAACAGGAGAACCCAAACGCUCCCAAGCCCAAGACGAGGAAAGAAUGACCUCCUCCGAGACCAGUCUUCACCGUUUAAAACCGGUUGUUUAACGUAUUCAGCCUUUGUCUAUUUUUCUUUUUUGUAUGGACUCAAUAAAGAAGUGGAAAUGCCG